UUUCGCUCAUUUUUGCUCGUUUUGCAGAUUCUUUGAAAAUGGCGGGUAAUUCUCCCCAUGGUGGAGGCUUUCCGGGUGCCGGGGACGAUUUUGAUCCUAUGACUUUGCCCCCGAGGGUCCGACCUUUUAUUCCCGGGAGGUACGCUCCGCCAGCACAUGUCCUUCCUCGUGCCGUUUUCCGUCAUUUCACUGAUUUUGAUGAGCGAGCGCCUGGGGAUCUGCUUCUCCGAGAGCCAGAGCAUCACCUCUCCCAUGAGGCCCGAGAGCCUCCGGCUGAGUAUGUGGACGAGAUUCUCGGGGUGAUGGCCGCACUUGAGGGCAUGGUCCUUCGGAGAGAGACACACCUAUCCGUUAUGGGUGUGCAGAUGCCUCCUGUAUAUGCUCAACCGUGGGCCGGGCCACCUGGGCCUCCUUGGGGA
Molecule: messenger RNA, 419 nt
Organism: Camellia sinensis
Lineage: Eukaryota; Viridiplantae; Streptophyta; Magnoliopsida; Ericales; Theaceae
Source: RefSeq, a predicted model, not a curated record